AUGAGGUGCCAGGACGACUGGUGGAACGAGGUCGUGGACCAGCUGAGAGACGGGCAACUCUCGGAGAAGAACCACAGCUACCUGCACGGCCGACCCGUAGAAGGCUGCACCCUCUCGAGAGAGGCGUGCGACAAGGAGGCCAAGGUCCGAUGGCUGCAGUACCACGACAUGGACACGGAAGGGCUAUGCGGCAUGCUCCCCCUGGCCAUCGGCAUGCCGGUCGCGCUAACCCACCACGUGGACCGUUCGGAAAAACUCCUGCUCAAAGGCCGCGUCGGGUAUGUGCACAGCUGGGACUGGAACGAAAACGAUCAGCAGCCGAGAGUGGUGCACCUCAGCAGCACGAAAAUCAGGUACGUCAAGUUCGAGGGCGCCGACUGGCUGCUCGAAGGCGCCAAAGAACCCGGGCUCUACCCGACAGCCGUCAUGCUGGACUUGAACGUCGACUCCAAGACCCACGCCGCCUACGGCACCGUGGUGGCCAGCCGCGUGCGCAACAGAUCCGACCUGCUCAUCCUGCGUCCCUUCCCGCUCUGGCUCUUCCAGCGCGGCGCCACGGAAG
Molecule: messenger RNA, 562 nt
Organism: Symbiodinium sp. CCMP2456
Lineage: Eukaryota; Dinophyceae; Suessiales; Symbiodiniaceae
Source: the annotation of a GenBank genome assembly